GGCGUGAUCAGUAUCAUUCCUGCCGCCGUACACUAAACAGGUCUUCCCAAAAAAAUAUUAGAAUUCUCGAAAUCUGAAAGCUUUUCUGACGUAUGUCGAGGUAUGUGAAGUAAGCUUAAGUUGUCACCGAGGAGUCUGAAGAGACUGCCGGCUGACGCCAUUUUAAAUGUCAUCUUGGUGCCCCACGAAAUUUGAAGAGAAUUCUCGCUGCCUGAAAACGUCAGAAGUAUACUUUAAUGAGGUUUGAGUUCGUAGAUAUCAGUCUCAAGACAGCUGAAAUGAGCGUCUCCUCCUCUAAGAUCCUUAAAGUAAGCCCCGACGGCCUCAAAGACUGCCCGAAGGCGCCUGGUGUUCUAGAGCAUCUGAAGUGAGUGACCGUUUUUUUUAAAGUGUGUGAAGUGAGUUUCUAGUGCCUCAAGACGUCUGAAAGGAAGCACUUGACGUUCCAAGACAUCUGAAGUGAGCGCCCUACUCCUUAGUUUUCUGAAGUGAGAGUUUAAUGCACAAAGACAUCUGAAAUGAGCACUUGAUGCCCAAAGACUUUAAAACGAACACUUGUGCAGAAAAGAACGUGAAAUGAGUACCUGAUGACUUAAGGUGUCAGAGUUGAUCGCCUGUUUUCCAGGAUGUGCGUAGUGAGCGUCUGACGCUUCAAGAAUACUGAAAAGAAAGCGAAAUAUUCAUAAACAAAAACAUUGCUUUAUAUUCAACGUAAAAGCAAAAUUAAUUAUAGAGAGCUUUAUAAGACAUUUCCAAAUCAGGAGUUAAGAAAAACGCAAGAACCCAGAAAUUUCACAAGCAGGUGGACACCGGAAGGUUUACAUUCACUGGUGUCCUCAGUUUGCACAGCAAUUUUCAAGAUUCUUAAAAAGAACUCAUUAUUGCUUAGUAAUUCUAUAAUAGUUUGAAGAAGCAGCAUUUCACCAUGUAUCCCAAGGUCAUAGGCCGACACCAUAUCAUUUUGUUCAUGAUUUGUUUGACUCUGACAGUUCUUACGAUCUAUGGCGGGGUCUCUAGCCCAGCAUCAUACAGAAUAGCCCCAGAUUUUCUGGUAGCCAAAAUGGUGCGAUUUAUAGACGAAUUUAGAAACGGGAGCACUUUCUUUUCCUACGGGAAUUCUACUGAAGAUUUUGCUUUGCUUUCACAAUCACGUCCUACUGACCCUAGUUACUCAUCAGAAAUGUCCAAGAAAACUACUGAUGGCUGGAAGACGAUACUGUUCUGGAACUCAUGGUUUGGAGUCCCAUGGAAGUGUAGCUUCGGAACGACCAAUGCAACUGGGUUGAAACUGGAGGGCUGCCCAAGUUGGAAAUGCAGAUUCACCUACGACCGUGGCUAUACCGGCACGGCAGACGCUAUUCUCUUUACGGCUGGAGGGUUCACCCUCGAUAACAUUCCCAAAGCGCCAAAGCCACAGUUCCAGCGUUGGGUCUGGGUGGAUGUAGAGGCGCCAACAGAACCCGGUGGAUUAAGAACCGCCAACACUCUCAGGGUUCACAAGAUGAACCAUCUAGUCAACUGGACCAUGACCUAUCACUCGGAAUCAGACAUUAUCGCCUCUUAUGGCCACUUUCUCUCACUCGGAGCCACCGUCAAGCCGCUGCGCCCCAAUUUGUUGUCAGAACACAGUGAAGCUGUGAAGCGCUAUACUGCUGCGCUAGAGCGAGGUGACACGUUGGAGAAUGUGAUGGGUCCCUCCUGGAGAAGCUUCGUGAAGAGACCCAAGGUGGUGGCCUGGAUGUCCAGCCACUGUCGUACUAACUCCCGAAGGGAGGACUAUAUAGCUGAGCUCUCUAAAUACAUCACCGUUGACAAGUAUGGGGGUUGUGGAAAUAUUACAUGUUACCACAGAGACCCGCUGGGUAAUUUGUGUUGGCAGAACAUGCUUAGUGGAAAUUACUCCUUCUACUUGUCUAUGGAGAACAAUUUAUGUGUAGACUACAUCACUGAGAAACUCUACAACCCGUUGUUGCACAACAUCGUCCCCGUCGUAUGGGGAGGAGGUGACUACGAUCAGUUCCUGCCUCCACACUCUUACAUCAAUGCUCGGCACUACCACCCACGGGAGCUGGCCCGCCUCCUGACGCGGCUACACCAGGACCCCGUCGCCUAUGGCAGGUACCAUGUGUGGCGGGGCUACUUGCAGGCCUCGAACCAAGGCAGCAUGUGUGAACUCUGUCACCGUCUGCACACCGACACAUCUUACAGCCACCAUACAGACGUCUCUGGAUGGAGGAUGAGGAGCGGCCGGUGUCAGAUGGCUCCCAGUAACAUGUUUAACAGCAAGCUAGGCAAGGGCGCCUGGAGGACAGUCAUCUCUACAAGCUACGACAAACUUUUCAAUGCUAGUCUUGUCCGGUGAUUCGCCAAGAUACAGCGAAUCACCGGAUUUAUCAUGCAUGAUUUAUCAUGCAUGAUUUAUCAUGCACACAAAAUGAACACGCGAACAUAAGUUGCACAAUGCUGUAUAUUAAAUUUGCUUGUAAUGUGGAGGUUCUCUCAUUUAGAAUUCAUUUGAAAUUGUGCUAGGUUGCAAGGAGGAGCAUUAUUCUAUUAAAAGCAUUCGUAAGGUA
This is a messenger RNA of Cherax quadricarinatus, 2573 nucleotides long. RefSeq names its product alpha-(1,3)-fucosyltransferase C. The record is from RefSeq and is a predicted model, not a curated record. Gene Ontology annotation, cellular component: membrane. Gene Ontology annotation, molecular function: fucosyltransferase activity. Lineage: Eukaryota; Metazoa; Arthropoda; Malacostraca; Decapoda; Parastacidae.